This is a messenger RNA of Dimorphilus gyrociliatus, 1888 nucleotides long. NCBI's taxonomy places the organism in Eukaryota, Metazoa, Annelida, Polychaeta, Dinophilidae. The record is from the annotation of a GenBank genome assembly.
AACAAGGACAAAUUACGCCAUCUACAACUCUACUAAAUUGGUGUAACUUUGAGAUUUUCCUCAUGCUUUGAUUAAUAAAGAUCAUCAUUUUUGCAUUCUUGCUGAAUAUUAUAGUUAAAAGUUCUAGUAGGCCCUGAUCGUAAUGAAUCAUUAUAAAUUUUAGGUUUGGUUUACAAUUAGCAGAUAUUAAAACAAAUCUUCCUUUUGGAGCUAAAGUCCCAAGGUAAGAACUGUUAAUUUUUUUUCGUAUUUGUUGUAAGAAAUGCUAAUAUCUUUAACCUUUGCAAGAUCUUUGACUUACAACAGUUUUUAAACAGUGUAAAGCUAAGAAUAAUGAUAAAAUAUAAUAGGAUACUAUUACACAGACCUAUUCUUAAUAUUAGCUAAUGCGUAGUUUAGGAAAUCCAUUAUCCUAAUUGUUUUCUUUUAGGUGAAUAUGGAAGAAUAUCAAGGUAACUUUCGGAAAACGAAAUGCCCUGUAGUUCUAUUAACGAAGCUACUUUCAACUUUAAUCAUCUACAUAACAACAACAAUACAAACAAGUCAGGCUCAACCAAACUAUAAUUUUCCACCUUAUAAUGUUUCGGAAAAGAGUCUUGAACCUCGAUAUGUAAAGAUGUAUGAUAAAAUUCAAGUUGAAUUGAAUAUAACCUGCAACCAUUUUUCUGGCAACGUGGGGAAAAUUUACAUGGUAUCACAUGAUGAAAGCGUUGUAAAAGUUCAGCAGGAACCUGUUGAUAUUAUUUGUUAUCAUGAAAAAAUUAAUAUAGUUAGCUUUAUGAUUAAAGGAGAAUUUCUUGGAAAGACAAAAGUUAAAUUAAAGUUUUUUGGAAAAUCUAAUAAUAAAUUAGACGAAAAAGACCUUGAUCUAAAAGUUAUCGUUAAAAACAGACGUCUGACCAAUAUAUUCAUAAUAAUUGUGGCGUCUUUUAUGAUCAUUCUUAAUUUUGGAUUUGGUUGUAAGAUUGAAAUUAAUGUUAUAAAGGAAAUCUUAAAAAAGCCUAUACCGCCUUUAAUUGGUAUUCUCUGUCAAUUCAUUUUGAUGCCAAUUUUGGGUUUGACAAUAUCACAAGCCUUUCAAAUGAACAAUGACAUAGGUUUUGGUUUAUUAGUUUUAGCAACAUCUCCCGGAGGCGGAGGCAGUAACGUCUGGACUUUGAUGUUAGGUGGAGACCUCAAUUUGAGUUUAUGUAUGACAUUAUUCAGUAAAAUAGCAGCUUUGUUUAUGAUGCCUUUGUGGUUGUACGCCGUUAGUCGUCUUUAUAUAUCAGAAACUGCUAGUGUACCUUACAAGCAUAUUGCUAUGGGUCUGUUGGCUCUUCUUGUUCCUUGCCUCUGUGGUGUAGUCCUUCGUAAAUGGAAGCCUCGGGUUGCAGAAUUUAUCGAAAAAAUAAUAAAACCUGUAGCGGUAAUAUUUGUUAUUUUCGUAAUAACAAUGGGAAGCAUAACGAAUGUAUAUAUCUACUUAAUGUGGGCUCGAAAAUGGUAUAUAGUUCCAUCCGCGUUAUUGAUCACUUACUUAGGCUAUGCACUAGGCUAUGCUUUUGCACGUAUUACAAAACAGGGGCAUACACGUUCCCUUACUAUAGCUAUAGAAACUGGCAUUCAGGACACAGGAGUUGCUAUUGUACUCCUGCAAGGUACUUUUAAUGAACCGGGUGGUGAUAUAGCAGCUGCUCUUCCAAUGACAGCAGCAUUGUUCACGCCUUUUCCGUUAAUGAUAUUGUUAACUAUAUUGCAUAUUCACAUUUGUUGGAAAAAUGGAAAAUGUGAACGAUUUGGUGGACCAAAAAAUCAGAAAGAUAAUAGUGUAGAUAUAGAUAGUCUUCAACAGAAUGAAAAGAGUUUACCCCUUAAUACAACUCAACUUUCAAGCUUUAAUGUCUAA